Messenger RNA from Volvox carteri f. nagariensis, 1983 nucleotides. RefSeq lists its product as uncharacterized. The transcript has 12 exons. The record is from RefSeq and is a predicted model, not a curated record. Bases 1 to 1983 code for a protein of 660 amino acids. Lineage: Eukaryota; Viridiplantae; Chlorophyta; Chlorophyceae; Chlamydomonadales; Volvocaceae.
AUGUUCAAGUUGUUUGGCUCUUUGUUUCGAGCGGCAACCUUUUGUGCGGCGCAAAACCAGCGUUCAGGCAUGAACUCUGCGAAGCUUGGUGCAGUUUUGGAUGAAAAAAACGAGCAGGAGCCACAGGCUGCCGCUAAUGGGACGGAUGCUGGCGCCUCCUCGUAUGAGGAGCACAUUGCCCGUCUCAAAGCUGAGGCCGAAGCCCAAGACUGUGCAAAUCGACUACGCGUGGCGCAAGAGCAACUAGCAGAAUAUGCGGCACAAAAAGAGGAGGACUCUGCUGGUUUGGUUCAGGAGGCGGAGCGCCUUAAGGAGGCCCUUGCGCAGCUCCUUCAGCAGCCUGGAAGCACGGCCGCGGACUUCCAGCAAAUCGCCCACAUGUUUAACAGCUUACUGGAGAAGCUUGCCGAUGCGGCCACCGAGGCACGCGCCUUCGCUGCACAGCAGGCUAGUGACCUCGCGACCUUGAAGCGCUCGAGUGCGCAGGCUGACCUGCAUAACGACGUCGAUAUGAAGCGCGUGCGGGACGGCUCGGCGUCGAGCAGUGAGGCCAGCGGCGAAACGGCCCCGGAGGAGGAGGACGACUCAGCGGAACCAAUGCGUGGAACCAUCAGCUCCCAAUCAGCCGGAAUGCCCAGCACGAGCUUUGCAGAGCGCGCACGGUACAUACCAUUGCGGCUUAGCCACGAUGAGCGGAAGCUGCUUCGCUUACUGGAGUCUGCUCUCAACGUUAGCGAGUAUACGGACAAGGAUCUGUGCGCGAUCCUUUCUGGCCUUUUGGUGGCCACCGACUACCGAAAGGGCCAAGACCUUAUUCGAGAUCGGAAUUUCGCUGACAACGCGGAGUUUUUUCAGGACAUCUUUGAGCUUGGGCGGCGUUACAAGAUAUUGAACCCUGAUAAGAUGCGCAGCGAGUAUGGCAAGCUGAUGUACCUGCUCAUGGACAGCGCCGAGCCCGCCAUUCAGGAGCUACUCGAAUUCCAAUGCGUUCGAAAGCUACGCACCGUGUCAAGCUUCCUGGAGGAGCGUGGCGGUCUCGCCAUGCUGGAUGACCCGCUCAUGCACACUGCCACGGCUGAGAUUGUUGCAGGGGAGCGGCCACGCCACGAAGUGCAGCGGGACAUAAAGAUCAAGGAGAAGGCGCGAGAGGCGCUCAGUCGGCGGUACCGCACAGCGCGCCUGAGCGAGGAGGAAAUCCUGCUCUGUAUCUAUUCCAUCUCGGACAAUAAUUCAUACCUCUUGUUCAAUCGUGACCCAAUCGAUCGAUUCAUCCACUUUUUCCACCGGUACUUCAAGUCCGACACCCAUGAGCCGGGCUACUCGCUCGCAAUCCAAGGUGGCCGCGAUGGGGCGCGGCUCACCCAUAACCACGAGCGGCAAUACCACUACGUGCUGCAAUCGCUGACGCUGUGGCGGGAAAUUUCGACUGAAAUGUUUAAGCUGUGGUACCUCGCCGAGUCCGACAUGCUGCGAGAGGGCAACAGCUAUCGGCUGUGCGACACGGGCCAGGGGCUGAACCGCGUCCAGUCGGCGCCGCAGGUCGGGCGAUCCAUGCAGCAAAUCCUCAGCCGGGUGCAAUCCCGCAUCGGCUCCUGGGUGGGGUCGUCUGUGGUCCACCUGGGCGACCACAACGUGCCUAACGCCCUCAUGUUCAUUGACAAGUAUACACAGGUGCCGCGGAUCCUCAACCCUGUGGUGAGCGUGCUGGAGGAAAUUCCAAAGCUCUACCGGGAUCCCCAUCUGCGCAUGUAUAUCGACGCGACUUUUGGCGGAGUAGAGCAGUGCCGCAAGGCGAUUUUGGUGGACUUCUGCAGGCACGCCUUCGACGGCAGCGGCGCUGACAACUUUUUCGACGCCGGCUCGUGUAUUGAUGGGCGCUUGACGAGUGCCUGGAACUGGUGCAGCAAGAUUGAGAAAAAACCCUUCUACCACGUCUUCAAGCUUGCUGGUUGGGUGGGCUUCGACGGCGAGGUCAAGACUUAG